AUGGCGAAGUGUUGGAAUGUUGUACAUUGUAGUUGCGCUGAUAUACAUCUUGCAGAACUGUCUAUCUUUGUGGGCGGUUGUUACGGCAUCGCCUCCAGUUUAUUAAAGCGUGCUUUUGUACAUGCCGUGUUAUUCGAAUCGCACGAAGCCAUCAAGACCCACGACUUCAAGAAGUCAACCCCGCAACGUGAGCGUUAUUAUCCCUAUAGCAGAACAACAAAUAGCGACGGCUCGCUUGUCUUGGGGUCUACGAGUGGCUCAUACUGGUAUUCCCAAUUCGACAACAGCGGAUGCUACAACGCGAACACGGUGAACGCGACGGGCAUUCAGCUUUCCGUUGCAGCUCCUGCCGGCACCACAUUCCGCGUCACGAUGCGCUGGAAGAUAGACGAAGAGUGCACCACACUCUCGCCCCCGUCCUCCGUCCCCAUAACUUCCUUCGUCACAUUCACCAGCGCCGACGCGUACCAAGUCGCACAGAUCCCUUUUGCCGACUUCUCCGGCAUGAACACCAGCAGGCUCGACAGCGUCGCACUCUCGGCGUUCAACCCCUCUGACGUCGACGUCAAAGUCGGUUGCACCAGUCUGAUCAACGUCGCUGCCACGCCCUCGCUUCAAACAUGCAAUUGCCCUGACGACGCGUGGCUGAAUUACUGCACACCAGGCGUCGCAAACCGCAACAACCGCGGCUACGUCCAAAGCGACGACGGCACCAUGGAAGUCGCACCCGUCGUCACCGACGGCGCUUUGGUUCUGCAACCCAGUAUAACAGGCUCAUACUGGUACUCGCUCCAAAACUGCGCCGACGUCCCCGCAUCUCAGUACCUCGUUCUCAACGUGACGGCGAGUGCGGGCGCAAGCUUCAACGUGCAAUUGCAGAGUGGCGGGUUUGGCUGCCAUGGCCAGACGGCGAUACAGAGACUGAGUGUUGCGACUUGUGCUGAGGAUACCGCUGAGUGA
Messenger RNA from Didymella exigua CBS 183.55, 960 nucleotides. RefSeq lists its product as uncharacterized. The transcript is spliced from 5 exons. Bases 1 to 960 code for a protein of 319 amino acids. NCBI's taxonomy places the organism in Eukaryota, Fungi, Ascomycota, Dothideomycetes, Pleosporales, Didymellaceae. The record is from RefSeq and is a predicted model, not a curated record.